AUGUCCGACGACGCCGCUGCUGAAGAACGCCGCGCCAAGGCCGCCGCACGCCAGGCCAAGCUCCUCGCAAAGAGCAAGGAGCGCCUCGACCGCAUCCAGGGUGCCGUCAAGGGCGAAGGCCGCGUCGUGUCCGACUCCAUCGGCGGCAUCGCUCCUCGCCCCGCCAACACCAACCCUCCCCCGCCGACCUCCCUCAGCGACAUCAACAACGACGACGACCCGGCCGAGAUCGACCUCGCCACCGCGAGCCCGCUCUCGCUCCUCGCCGGCCUCGGCGGCGACAGCGCAGGCGGCGCGGCGCAGAACCCUUUCGCGGCAUUCGGUGGAGGGGCAGGCGGCGCACCGGGCGACGACAUGUUCUCGCAGAUGAUGGCGCAGAUGAUGCAGGGCGGCGGAGGAGCUGCGGGAGCUGGCGGAGCAGGAGGAGCGGGAGGAGCGCCGCCCAACCCGUUCAUGCAGCCGCCGACGUCGCCGUUCGCCCCGGCGCCCAAGACGCUCCUCGACCGCGUCUUCCCGCUCGUGCACAUCCUCUCGAUGGUCGGCCUCGCCGUCUACGUCGUCUUCGUGUACGAGCCGGCGCAGCGCCUGUCGCUGUACGGCUGGACGGGCGAAAACGGCGGCGUCGACUGGUACGCGUGGGGCUCGCUCCUCAGCCGGCAGCCCAAGGCGCUCGAGUCGGCGGUCGCGCAGAGGAUCGGGUUCGGGACGCUCGCAGAAGUGCCUCUCCUCUGGAUGUUCAUCAGCGUCGAGCUCGUCCUCCAGACGACUCGCCUCUUCCUCGUUCGUAACCGCCCUGCGCCGCCCGGCAUCCUCAACUCGAUCCUUCCCCUCCUCUCUCAGUUCUCGCCGCAGCUCGGCCUCGCCCUGCAGACCGGCGUGCGCUACUUCGACCUCUUCUCGACCUGCCUCAACGACCUCGCCGUCCUCGUCUUCUGCAUCGGCGCCGUCGUGCUCGUCGGGCGGUACAAGGCCGGCGCGCCUGCCCCGCUCGAGAUCCUGACGGAACAAGCCGCGAGCGUCGUCAACAAGGUCGUCGGCGAGCUGUAGAUGUUCGCGUGCGUGCGCGGUGGGCGCUGUACUGUCGUGCGGGCGAGCCCUCCUUCC
Rhodotorula graminis WP1 is the source of this 1104-nucleotide messenger RNA. RefSeq lists its product as uncharacterized. The record is from RefSeq and is a predicted model, not a curated record. The transcript is spliced from 4 exons. Gene Ontology annotation, biological process: retrograde vesicle-mediated transport, Golgi to endoplasmic reticulum. NCBI's taxonomy places the organism in Eukaryota, Fungi, Basidiomycota, Microbotryomycetes, Sporidiobolales, Sporidiobolaceae. The coding region runs from base 1 to 1047 and encodes 348 amino acids.